Messenger RNA from Penicillium canariense, 2556 nucleotides. RefSeq names its product threonine/serine exporter family protein. Gene Ontology annotation, molecular function: transmembrane transporter activity. Gene Ontology annotation, biological process: transmembrane transport. Lineage: Eukaryota; Fungi; Ascomycota; Eurotiomycetes; Eurotiales; Aspergillaceae. The record is from RefSeq and is a predicted model, not a curated record. The transcript has 2 exons. Bases 1 to 2556 code for a protein of 851 amino acids.
AUGGCGAACUCUCUAGCCUGUGCCAGUCGUGAUGUCCGAACGGGAGAGUAUAGAGAGCGACCCCCAGCCGGCGGCAACAAUACCAGUGACAGCGACAAUUAUUUCACAGAUCACCCUGAACGAACAGAGGAGCUGAACGAAAGAUACAAUGGUGGCCAAGAAAGCGAAAAAGAGGAAGCCGCCCCGCCCUCUCCUCACAUUCACUUUCGCUCCAACGCCAGCCUCGCGGAUGAGGUUCCUCGCCGACAGCCCCCCGAAGACCCUCGCGCAGAAUGGGACCGAUCGCAGAGACUUAAUGAGCCCCAUCCUCCCUCAAUGCCAUAUUACCAUGACACUUCAGAUAUUGCGGAUACACCACUACGAGAUCGAGCGCAGGCCGAUCAGGGUCACGAAGCCGGGGAGGAAAAGAAACCCGACGAAAUACCACCGGAGCAAAAAGCACCAGAACGCGCCUGGCCUGACACAUUGAAUCUUCAAAGCACGAAGCAGAGACUCCGCUCAGCGACCGAGAGACUCAGACAGAAAGCGUCUCGUUUCGGAGAACGCUUGGGCCGGCCAACUACUGGUGGAGACGAUCUACAAUCGGGUGUGUACCACCGCGACUGGGCGUCCGGGGGUGAAGUCCCGCUAUCAGAUGUAACGGACAAUAAGAAUAAGACUGAUGACGAGAAACGACAGCACCAGGCCGAAAGUAGCUCCGAGGCCCAUCGUCUGGUGCGCGACCUGACGCAGAAUCAGUCCUCCCGGCGGCGCAAAACGCGCGGUCGGCCAUAUCCGCUCGGUGGGACGGAGCAGGUUGGCGGCGACGAAGAGUCGGCUCUCGAGUCCGGGUUGCGGUAUCGCUCUGGUGGAGGUGGGAUUCUAUCGCAGUUGAUGAAGCUCAAUGGGGGAAAUCAGCAACCGGCAGACAUGGCGUCGCGCACGCCGAGUCAGUCUUCGCUCGAGUCAGCUGCUCCAGCUUCCAAGUCUGACUCGGAGUCCGGAAGAGAAACACCCGGGAGAAAGGGCAAGCCGCCCAAGUGGUAUAAAAGGCCCCCCAAUACGUCGACGUCCACUCUGAUCGGCGUUCCAGGGAGCCUGAGUGGAGCAAGCACACCGGUCUCGAGCGAGGUGCUAUCGGCAGCGUCCCAACGCCGCGGCAAGCAGUCAGACCACAAAGUCAAGCUAGAGGAUGAGAUUCGAGUGACCAUCCACAUUGCCGAGAUUAUCUGUCGACAGCGGUAUAUCAUGCAGCUCUGCAGGGCCUUGAUGGCAUUCGGCGCCCCGACCCACCGACUGGAAGAAUACAUGCAGAUGACGGCCAAGAUCCUGGAGGUCGACAGCCAAUUCUUGUAUCUGCCUGGUUGCAUGAUCAUGUCGUUUGAUGAUCCGAGUACGCGAACGACAGAAGUAAAGCUCGUCCGAGUCGCACAGGGCGUCGAUUUGGCACGACUCUCCGAUACCCACCUCAUCUACAAGAAUGUCAUCCACGAUGUGAUUGGGAUCGAAGAAGCAGUGCAGGAACUAGACGCGGUCAUGAAGAAAAAGCCCCGCUACCCCAAAUUUAUUGUCGUUCUGGUAUACGGGCUGGCGACUGCGACCGUUGGUCCUUUUGCGUUCAAUGCACGUCCCAUCGACAUGCCCAUCAUCUUCAUCAACGGCCUUCUCGUUGGCGCUAUGCAACACGUCGCCGCCCCUCGAUCAGUCCUCUACUCCAACGUCUUCGAGGUAACAUCGACAGUGGUGACCUCGUUUCUGGCUCGCGCUUUCGGUAGCAUCCCGCAGACAAUUGUGGAUGGCAAGCGGCAGUACAUCUUCUGUUUCUCGGCCAUCGCGCAGGCCUCGAUUGCGUUGAUCUUGCCCGGGUUCCUCGUGCUGUGUAGCAGCUUGGAGCUGCAGUCCCAUCAAAUCAUUGCUGGUUCGAUCCGGAUGGUAUACGCGAUCAUCUUCUCGCUUUUCCUCGGCUACGGCAUCACCGUUGGCACUACGAUAUACGGGCUCAUGGAUAACGGCGCCGUGUCAGACAUUCAAUGUCCCCAAAAGGGGGCAUUUACGAACCCAUACGUUCAGCGCUUCCCUUUCGUGGCCAUCAUGACAGUCUGGCUGUUGAUCAUCAACCAGGGGAAAUGGAAGCAACUGCCGCCAAUGACGAUCAUCGCUCUAUCAGGAUACAUCAGCAACUACUUCAGCACCAAGAAACUUGGGUCGAAUUCUCAGGUCGCCAAUACGGUGGGCGCGUUCACAGUUGGCAUCAUGGGAAAUUUGUACAGCCGCCUUUGGCAUGGGCACGCCGCCACCGCCAUCUUACCAGGUAUCUUCAUUUUAGUGCCGUCCGGUCUUGCUGCAACGGGCUCGUUGAUAUCAGGCGUGCAGUCUGCAGACCAGAUCAGGCAAAAUGUUACAUCCCAUGGCUCAGCAAGCUCUUCCCCUGGGGCCGGGUUAGCCUCAAGUAGCUCGGAGUUCAGCUUGGGAUUUGGUAUGAUUCAGGUGGCGAUUGGCAUCACUAUUGGCUUGUUUAUCGCGGCGCUGGUUGUUUAUCCUUACGGAAAGCGUAGAAGCGGCCUCUUUAGCUUCUAG